AUGAGUUCAUAUAAUUAUUCAAGAGAUCGUUCACAUGCUUCAAGGUCAUAUUCUUCAGACCAACAGCCUCAAGGUCAACCACCUUUAUUACCACCACUUUCUUCUACACGUUCUUCGUUAAACCACUUAUUGAAUUCCUCAGAAGAACAACCAAGCUACUUACCACCUCCAAUACCUCAACACACUACCCCACAACACUAUCCACAACAAGCAAUAUCUUUUCCCUCGUAUCAUUCUCAACCGUCCAGUAAUUCACACUACAGACAUAAUCAUGCGGAUUAUCCUCCAUCUUUGUCACACUCGGUGCCCUUACAACAUCAAGAAAUUGUUUAUAAUUAUCCUUGGGGUGAAUAUCCGGAACCUCCGGCACGUCAAAUACCAAAUUCCUCCUAUAAAAUGGAUCACGCACAUCAAAGACCGUUGACAUUUUUUCAUACGGCAGUAAAUCAAGCUCCUGUACAUCGUAUUCACGAUGGAGCUGGCAUAGUUCCGCAAGAGGUAAAUUAUCAUUUGAAUUACACCGAACAUUACAGCGUCGUCUAA
Molecule: messenger RNA, 543 nt
Organism: Funneliformis mosseae
Lineage: Eukaryota; Fungi; Glomeromycota; Glomeromycetes; Glomerales; Glomeraceae
Source: the annotation of a GenBank genome assembly